Messenger RNA from Naumovozyma castellii, 267 nucleotides. It is a transcript of the gene TIM9, whose product is annotated as protein transporter TIM9. Lineage: Eukaryota; Fungi; Ascomycota; Saccharomycetes; Saccharomycetales; Saccharomycetaceae. The record is from RefSeq and is a predicted model, not a curated record. The coding region runs from base 1 to 267 and encodes 88 amino acids. The transcript has a single exon.
AUGGAUGCCCUUAAUGCUAGAGAACAACAAGAUUUCCAGAAACUAGUGGAACAGAAACAAAUGAAGGACUUUAUGCGUCUGUACUCCAAUCUUGUGGAAAGAUGUUUCUCAGAUUGUGUUAAUGACUUCACCUCAUCUAAAUUGACCAGUAAGGAGCAAAACUGUAUUUUGAAAUGUUCUGAGAAGUUUUUGAAACAUAGUGAACGUGUUGGUCAACGUUUCCAAGAGCAAAACGCCGCUUUAGGUCAAGGUUUAGGACCUCAAUGA